CAAGUAGUAUAUAAACAUUAGUCAAUGUUGAUAAAUGAAUAAAAUGCAGCUCGGCUUUAUUGAUAGUUCAUGGUUAUGGCUACCAAGAGGAAAUGGUAACAGAGUGAAGAAAAAAAUUGAACUUUGAUUUAAGCUUUUCUCUAUCAUCAGAUCUCGGACAAAGUCCACCUGCUAAGUCAACCCAGAACUGACACCAUUUCAAGUGCUUACAGCAAAAUACAAAUCAACCCACUGUAAGAGAAGAAGCCAAGGAAGGUAAAGAAUGGAUUCCACAUUUAUUAAGUCUGUAACCAAGAGAGUAUGGUCCCCCACCCGGCGGCCCUUCAGGGUGUGUUGCCCCAACAGGGAGAUCAGGAAAGGAGUCACUGCUGGCACUUUAGAGGAGCUAAAAGAGAGGGCCUGCCAAGCAUUGCUGCUGUCCCUAUCAGCUAUGUCCUUGUCUCUAGUCUGUGAAGAGGAUGGUACAGAGGUGGAUUCAGACGAGUUCCUUUUUACACUGCCAGACAACACCAUGCUCAUGGCCUUGAAACCCGGGCAAACCUGGAAACCUCUGUCUGGAGCUGUUGUGACUAAACCUACCAACAAGCCCCGCAAUGGUAAAGACAUCGCUCGCGUUACAUUUGACCUUUACAAGAUGAGCCCUAAGGACAUGUUCGGCUCCCUGAGUGUAAAGGCGACUUUUCAAGGCUUGUAUUCAGUCAGUGCAGAUUUCCAAUGUCUGGGGCCAAAGAAAGUUCUCAGAGAGGCACUCAGAGUGGCCUCGACCCUACUUCAGGCAGCAGGACACCUUCUCAUAACCUCUGCGGCACUAAUUCGGCGCAUUAUUGAAGGAGCUGAGCUGUGGCAGCCACAACGGGGAGAAUACACCGCCACUUGGAACUGAAACCGUUUACAUAAUGCCCUGUUAAGCUCUUAAUUAGACUAUUUGUGUAA
This is a messenger RNA of Periophthalmus magnuspinnatus, 933 nucleotides long. It is a transcript of the gene cideb, whose product is annotated as cell death inducing DFFA like effector b. Bases 263 to 883 code for a protein of 206 amino acids. The record is from RefSeq and is a predicted model, not a curated record. The transcript has 5 exons. NCBI's taxonomy places the organism in Eukaryota, Metazoa, Chordata, Actinopteri, Gobiiformes, Gobiidae. Gene Ontology annotation, biological process: apoptotic process; regulation of apoptotic process.